This is a messenger RNA of Oryzias melastigma (Indian medaka), 278 nucleotides long. RefSeq names its product ephrin-A1. The record is from RefSeq and is a predicted model, not a curated record. Gene Ontology annotation, cellular component: plasma membrane. Gene Ontology annotation, biological process: ephrin receptor signaling pathway; axon guidance. Gene Ontology annotation, molecular function: ephrin receptor binding. Lineage: Eukaryota; Metazoa; Chordata; Actinopteri; Beloniformes; Adrianichthyidae.
UGCGCGCGCCGCUGCGUCUCUGAACCGAUUCUGACUUUAUUUUCCCUUUAAAUCCUCAGUGAGAGCGCGCGCCCUGCACGCGCACGUGCAUGGGCUUGUCCGUUCCGACCGCGUCGCCGUGAGUGUUUGCGGGUUGUUGCGCUCCGGUUCCUCCCGCACGCCUCCGCUCGUCUCCAGCAUGGAUUUGGCGUGGAUUGCGGGCUUGAUGGUGAGCGCAUGCGCGUGGCUGGCUUCAGCGGAGCGGCACAGCGUCUACUGGAACAGCACCAACUCCAAGU